AUGGCUUCAUCAAGCCCAUCAAUUUCUUUGCCAAUGGUGAGCGCCUUUGAGCCCGCUGUACACUGGCGGACUAAUAAUUAUCCAGCUCUCCAAAAGACAGGCGCUGUAGACUACGCUUUUAGGGAGCACGUCGCUGGUAUUAUCAUAGCUCAUGCAGCUCAUGGCCUGUCGGUACUAGUCCUCUAUUGUCUGGGGUGUGCCAUUUUUUCCGGAAGAAAGGGUCGCAUGCUCGCGUUCAUCGCAGCGUGCUUACAUAUAUUCUCACCUGCAGGACUUUUCCUUUCAGCUCCGUACGGGGAGAGUACCUACGCACUCUUGAGCUUCACUGGCUACUUUCUCUUCGUUCAGAGCUUCAGCCCAUCGGGGGCUUCUACCAGUCUCAAAGAUGCUCUUAUUCCGCUAGCUGGUAUCCUGUGCGGAUUAGCUACGACGGUUCGCAGCAAUGGGAUCCUCAACGGCCUUCUCUUCCUCGAGGAAGCAAUCCGAGCGCUGUAUUCCUUGACCGGGGCUAUAACCUUCGCGAAAUUUCGCCGGCUACUCGCCGUUGGCGUGGCUGGUAUCUGCACCGCUCUUGGUUUUGUGGUCCCGCAAUACAUCGCUUACCGGGAUUUCUGCAUCAAUUACCCCUUUACGGGCCAUGAUGAACCAAGGAUAUGGUGUCGUAGGACCCUUCCGAGUAUCUCCAGCUUCGUCCAGGACCAUUAUUGGAACAAUGGUUUUCUUCGGUAUUGGACUGUGUCCAAUAUCCCCCUGUUCGCCUUGGCCAGUCCAAUGCUGGCAAUCAUGACUUAUUCUGCCCUUUGGACUCUCAACGUUGAAUCAGGCAGGCUGACAGGAGCAGGCCGCCUGUUGCGUAGCCUGGCGGCUCCCCAGCUCAUCCUGGCUGCCUUGACAUUUUCAAAACAUCAUGUUCAGAUCAUUACCCGCAUGUCUUCGGGCUAUCCCGUGUGGUAUUUCUAA
This is a messenger RNA of Aspergillus fumigatus Af293, 960 nucleotides long. Its product is annotated as DUF409 domain protein. NCBI's taxonomy places the organism in Eukaryota, Fungi, Ascomycota, Eurotiomycetes, Eurotiales, Aspergillaceae. The record is from RefSeq and is a predicted model, not a curated record. Gene Ontology annotation, molecular function: GPI mannosyltransferase activity; alpha-1,6-mannosyltransferase activity. Gene Ontology annotation, biological process: GPI anchor biosynthetic process. Gene Ontology annotation, cellular component: mannosyltransferase complex; endoplasmic reticulum membrane.